UUUAAAACACUACAAUGCUUGAGUAAAUGAGGAAGCGAUGAUUAAUGUAUAUUUUGAGUUCUUGUUUUUCAUAAUAUUAAAAGUUAAUUUUUUCAGAUAGUGUAAAUACGGAUACAUCAUUGUGGAUAAGUAAUCAUGGCUAACACCGAAAUCAUUGAGAAAAUAACAACGGCGAUCAUGUCACAUAAAAUGACGAACGUAGACGAUGUCCUCAAUGAACAUGCAGAUUUCGACUUGGGAAUAUAUGGGAAUGGUCAUCACUUACUACACAUUGCGGUCGGUUACAAGGAAAUUUGUCUCAAGCUCUUAGAACUAGGCCUAAACGUAAACGAGAAGGAGAACGGGUACAGCUCACUUCAUCUAGCGGCUAAGGACGAUUUGCUGGAGACCACGAUGUUGUUGCUCAUCUACGGGGCAGAUAUUAACUUAAAAUCUGAUGACUCGAAAAUGACAGCUCUUGAGCUUGCUCACGAAAACUCAUCACAUUCGGUUCAGACGUUUUUGCUCUUCGCUGGCGCAGAGUUAAUCAAGGGUCUGUUAGAAGAAGACGAUGAAGAGAAACAUCGCGUUAUCUUAAAGGGAAUAGAAGAUAAGAAAGUUUCUGUUGGAGCCGAGGUAUUCAAACCACAAGCGGGAAGUUCAUAUCAAUCAGUGCGUUCAAUCAAAGGACAGACCAGUAUUCAAAUAUGCGAUGUGGAAAAACAGUUUCUUUUGGUCAUCAGAGAGAUGGAAACCGAUUAUGAAAACUCCAGCAUCUCAAUAGAAUUGAUUGAUGAGCCAGAUGGGGCACACAUCGUGAGUAGGGUUUACCAAUACAAGGUGGACCGAACAGUGACAUGCACCAUAAAAGUUCCACUUGUUGGUUCGCCCAAUAGUGGGAAUGAUAAAUACUACGAGUAUUUCGUUCAAAGUACUACGGGCAUGGACAACGUGCAAAAAGGAAAUGUCAAUAUUGUAGGAAGCGAGGCGGUGAUAACGGGUAUGACGUUGCAUGCACAUGGUCGGACGUCCAUAGUCGCGUUUGCUGUCUUAGCAAGGACAAAAGAAGAAACGUUCACAAUCAAUGCAGGUUCCGGAAGAAUUCAGUCUGUAGUUGAGCAACUGUUUUCAGUGGAUGUAUCAGAAAGUCGAGCUGAUGGCACCACUCUUGCGCUUAAGGUUGAAAAAGCCGUUCUACCCAAACAAUCCAAACCAAAGGACGCAGACGUUAGCGGAAGCGAUGAGUACAUCAUUGACAGCGAUGGUGUCACUGACUGCAGUGACUUUUGCUCCUUCACAACUUCACGGGGAUCCUUAAACGAAGGCAGUGACUCGUGCGAUGACUGGAUCGGUUCCGUCAGUGUUCAGCUUCCGGCUCCAACUAGACCCGAUGGUUCAGAAACCGCUGUAGUACGCUGCAAACGCGGAGAUAAUCCCAACUCUGCCGCUAGCUGGACCCGUGUUGAUACAGAAAGUCGCCCGGGUAACACAAAUGCAGUGAACGUGAAGAAUGGCCUUGAGGGAUGGUACAUUGUUGUAAUAAUAAAGAAGUUCACCGGCUUAGUGCGGCAGACUGUUCGUGACAUGUAUUACUUCUGCGUUGGGGACAAGAAACGGUUUGUGAUGUACACAAUGAUAAGACCCAACACUCCGAUUGACGUUCUUGUGGUUGUUUGCUUGGAAAAAGAACAGGACACUAGCAUACGUAAAAUUCUAAAACAACACAGUGACUAUCGGCAAUCCGAUUAUGGAUUUACUAGCCCUUGUGAUUUGAAUACUAAGAAACCGUACAUUCUGGUUUUGAAAUCAUACCAGGGUUGCAAAGUUGUCGGUCCUACAAAAGCACCAUUUAAAUACCAGAAGGACGUUGAAAAGUUCCAGAUAUUUAGGGUGGAAGUUAAAUCCAACGUCACUCCGGCAGCUAACGUUUUUUGUGUAAAUGAGGACAAAAUCGAACAUGAUUUAGAGACGAUCUCAAAAUUUCAGCAGCCUAUUGACUUUUCAGCAGACUCACCACGUCCGAUUCCUCCAGAUUGUUUUCUGAGCGACAACUUCCUCACAAAACAAGAAGUUACUGACCAAAUAGAGGAUAAAUGGUUUGAAGUAGGACUGUAUUUUCGAAUCCCAAUUUGUACUUUGAUCGGAUUCCGUCAAGUAAAAGGACGAAAUAGAAGAGUAUUACAAAAAUGGCGCAACGACACCAUCGACGACAUUGGCCAAUGUCUGGAUAGAGCUAUGACCGCUUGCAAGGUGAUAUGCCUGCCAGAUCUAAGACAAAGCUUGCUUGAAGAAGUGAUUAGUUGGAUCGACAAAGAUGAAAAAGUCAAAGCAUGGGCUAAAAAAUACAAAAUUGUGAGGAUAAAUCGCUCUCAGAUUUCUCAUGAUUUUAAACAACUAGAUAAUCUGCCAGUUUGCCCUUUUUCCGACGCAUUCCUAUACAGCUUGCACACUUGCCUACCAAUUGACGAUUCCAUAUUUUUGCAACUGGGUCUCAAUCAACAUGAAUUGGACGAAACCACUGGCCACUGGUCUGAGCCUGCAAGGCGAUGCUAUUUGCUGCAUAAAGUUCGGAACAAAUACGAUGGGAAAUCAAAAUCAUCAGAUUUCCUUAAGAUAAUUGCGAAUGAAUUGAAGAACCGGAAUGACAAUAUGUUCAAAAUGGAAUUAGAGAAAUGUAUACAUACAUGGUCAAAGACUGGGUGCCCUCGAACUUGUUCGUCUUGCUCUGACGAUGCAGUAGCAGAAUUGAAAAAAAUAUUUAAAUGUUAACACCCGUCACCAGCCUAUGCAUCGUGCUAAUUCAACGCGACAUAAAACCGAUGGGCACUGUCAGGAACUUAUGAUCACAAACCCGUGUGCUGUCAUUUGAACGUAUACAUACUUGGCGUAUGGCCCGUUCUUUGUCUGUAUAGCGCUCAAGCGGGGUUGAAAGUCACCAUCAUGGGGGCAUGCUUUAACGACAUGUUACGGCAUUUGUUGUUGUGUUGCCGCUCUUCAAACCCGCCACCACACCAGAACAUUUCGCAAAUCGGCAAACAUACUUAACAAAGGCAAAGCAAAUAAAUCAACUUCAGCAUCCAGCCAUGCAUAGUCUGAUGCGAUUCACGUGUUUUCGAAAUGCAACUGACCACUACAUUUGUUUCAUGGAAUUGUGCAAUUCACGUUGCAUAAAAUUACAUAUCUGUUUAUAAAUAUUUUGUCAAACAUUUUGGUUGAUUACUGCCAUUGACUGUAUUGUAUCGAAGAAAAUGUUCACAUGUUCAACCCACAAUUAUUUGCAUGAGAACUUCCAAGUCGGUAACCUCUGUUUUGUAUUCGUGUUCGUGUUUUUCUCUUGUUUUUGCGAUGUCUGUAUGUUAUGUUGUGUGUUGUAAGACUGGUCACUUACUUAAAAUAAAGGUCCUCGCGA
Messenger RNA from Dreissena polymorpha, 3388 nucleotides. RefSeq lists its product as uncharacterized. The transcript has 20 exons. Lineage: Eukaryota; Metazoa; Mollusca; Bivalvia; Myida; Dreissenidae. Gene Ontology annotation, molecular function: protein binding. The coding region runs from base 136 to 2748 and encodes 870 amino acids. The record is from RefSeq and is a predicted model, not a curated record.